AUUGAACAAUGAACAUCAGCGGCAAACUAAAGUAAAGCGCUGAUGAUUUCCAAGUGCCUGCGAUUGCUGUUGAUUAUCAGUGAUUUCCCCACAGCGUCCGGCGUUCGUAGAUUCACGAUGAAGAUUCUGAAUGUUGCUGAGAAAAAUGAUGCCGCUAAGAAUAUUUCGGAAAUCCUGAGCCGCGGAGGAUACCAUAGGAGAGAAGGAAUAUCGAAGUUCAACAAAAUAUACGAGUUCGCCAUGAAUCUCAACGGCCAAAAUGUUAUGAUGAUAAUGACGUCUGUGUCAGGCCACCUGACUAAUUAUGAUUUCCUCCCAAAUUACAAAUCAUGGCAUUCUUGUAACCCGAUGGUGCUCUUUGACGCACCAAUUGUUAAACAAGUUCUCAAAGAUUACGAGCCAAUCAAGCAAACGUUACAGCGUGAAGUACGAAGCUGUCAAAAGUUAAUUAUAUGGACUGAUUGCGAUCGUGAGGGUGAAAACAUUGGCGUCGAAGUAAUUGAUGUUUGUAGAGAAGUCAAACCAAACAUUGAAAUUCUCCGUGCUCGGUUUUCUGAAAUUACACCUGCAGCUGUGCAUCGUGCCGUAGAUCGGCUUACAAUUCCUGAUUAUAAUGCCAGCACAGCUGUUGACGUGCGCCAGGAGCUAGAUUUACGUAUUGGGGCUGCCUUCACACGCUUCCAGACUUUGCGGUUGAGGCGAGUUUUCCCCCAAGCUCUUAGUGACCAGUUGAUCUCGUAUGGAUCUUGUCAGUUUCCAACUCUUGGUUUUGUUGUAGAACGCUUUCGAGAGGUUGAUCAGUUUGUUUCUGAACCAUUUUGGCGUAUUGUGGUCACUGUGUCACGCGACGAGAAAACAACUGAAUUUCAGUGGCAACGUGGACGUCUUUUCGAUCAAGAUUGUUGCAGAGCAUACUAUGAACAUUUAAAUCAAAAUCGUUAUGGUCAAAUUGUAGAAGUUAUUAAGCGUCCGAAAACCAAAUGGCGUCCAACUGCUUUGGAUACAGUAGAAUUAGAGAAAUUGGCCUCUCGCAAGUUACAAAUGGGAGCUAAAUAUGCAAUGCAGUUGGCUGAGCGUCUUUAUAACAAAGGCUUUAUUUCAUAUCCUCGUACAGAAACCAAAAUAUUCCCCCCGGAUUUGGAUCUUAAAAGCCUAGUGCACGUUCAAAUAAAUGAUUCUCGAUGGUCUGAUUUUGCUACCAGAAUCCUUGAGCGUGGUCCUAAUCCUAAGAACGGAAAGUCAAGUGAUAAGGCUCAUCCACCUAUACACCCGUUAAAAGUGGGCGAUUCACUUCAGGGUGAUGAAGCACGUCUAUAUGAAUUGGUGACUAGGCAUUUUCUAGCUUGCCUUUCAACUGAUGCAGAGGGUGCUGAAACCAUAGUUCGUUUGUGUAUUGGUAAACCUACUCUUCCAAGGACAUUUAAUUCAAGUAUAAGUACGGCUAAUUUACUUACUUCAGAAGAUGGGGAAUUAUUUGAAUCCAAAGGUCUUAUGAUUUUGGCUCUGAACUAUUUAGAAGUUUACAUCUAUGAUCGGUGGGCUGAAAAAGAUAUGCCUGUUUUUCAAUUAGGUGAAUGGAUUUUACCUGAUAAUAUCCAAGUACUUACUGGUCAAACAUGUCCACCACCUUUGCUUACAGAAGCUGAUCUUAUCUCUCUUAUGGAUCGUCAUGGGAUCGGCACAGACGCUACACAUGCUGAACAUAUUGAAACCAUUAAACAAAGACUCUAUGUCGGUUUAGAGCAAAACAAAUUUCUUGUUCCAGGUCAAUUAGGAAUGGGAUUAGUGGAAGGUUAUGAUUCCAUGGGUUUUGAAAUGUCUAAACCUAAUUUACGAUCGGAAUUUGAAGCUGAUCUAAAGUUAAUAUGUGAAGGUCGCAAAACAAAAGAAGAAGUAUUACAUCAUCAUUUGAACAAGUACAAAGAAUUAUUUCGUUUAGCUCUAAACCAAGCGUCAUUCCUAGACAGGGCAUUAGCUCUUCGAUUGGAACAAGAAGCAGAAAAUGUUCAAAAUAUAUCUGGUAGUGUUGGUGAGAUGGCCUCAUUUGCUGCUAGCAAUAACACCAGUGGUGGACAUAAUCAAAGCAACGUUUUAAACCCGGUUGUUGCGUUUUGCCCUACUUGUCAUUCUGGUCUAGUACUUCGUCAAAAACGGAGUGCUUUACGCCCGUUAACAACUAGUUCAAAUCUUUCAAAUAAUCCUGGUUCAAAUGAAGUUAAUCAGACAAGUAACGGUGGCUGGUUUCUCUCAUGUUCUGGCUAUCCUAAUUGUCGAUAUGCAAUUUGGUUUCCAGAUUCAGUCAUUCAUGUUCGUGUUUUGUCUGAAACGAAUGAAAAUACGUGCAAUCGUUGUGCAAACUUCAUACCUUCUUCAUCUGUACGUCCUUCUAAUGAUCAGUCGGGGCCGUCGAAAUUAGGCUUACGUUUUCGACGCAAUUUUUACUUGCCAAACGGUUACAUUCAGGAUGACGAUACUAAAGAAUAUAUAACUUGUAUAUUUUGCGAUGAAGAUAUUUGCAGAAUAUUAGGAAUUCAUAUUCGUCUAGUGAAUAAUCCACCCAUCUCUUCACAAACAACUGUUUCGAAUGAACUCAUUGCUAAUCGAGAUCCUCUUCCUUCACAAACACGUAAUUUUUCUUCCUCCCUUCCUCCUUCAUUUUCAUCUACUGGAAUUGAUAGUAAUCAUAAUUUUUCCAAUCUGUUACAUGCGAAACCUUAUUUAAAUCUACAUCCAACAUCUAAUCAUUCAUCCCAUAACACUCUACCUCGGUCUCCUAAUUUCUCAAGAUCUGUUGACAACGCAGAGGCUGGUGAUUCAGACAAUAUUUUGUGCAAUUGUGGUCAUUCAGCUAUUCAAUUGACUGUCAAGAAACCAGGCCCAAAUCAAGGUCGAUUGUUUUAUCGUUGUCCUGGAGUAGCAGGUAAUUCUUGUGAUUUCUUUUUAUGGAAAUCCCAAACAACUCCAAUAACGAUUGCUCAAUCUAGUCCUUUGUAUUCUAGUACUCAAGUUUUUCAAUUUACUUAACAUUAUCACGUCAUAAUUAUCAUCACUACAGUAUCGUUUCCAACAUAAAAGCCUCUCCAUCUUCUGUGUGAGGAAAACUGGUAAAAUAUGGCUAAAUCUAAAUUAAUGAAUUUGUCUUUUUAGAUUGUUCACUCAGAGUACUUGAUCGAUCAGACCAUAUGGUUGAGAUAAGAUAAGUAAAACACUUAACUUUUGUGAGAACGAUUAAAGUAUCCUACAUUUCCUCAUGUCAUUUAUGUACAAAAUAUUCAUGCUAAGGGCCGACCUGCUUUUUUUUAUGAACUAUAUUGGUUCCAUUUUCUGAAUUGAUAUCCUAACUUUCGAAAAUAUUGGAUGUGGGUCUUCUGUCUCUUCCUAACUAGCGAAGUUUUAAUUACUACAUUUACAAUUUUCGGGUAUCCCUUAUAAAGUGAAGGACUUAAAUCAGACACUGACUUAUCCAGUUCAAUGGAAAACUCGAAUUCCUAACUUGCUUUGUGUAUAAGCUUUUAGUCUCAAAGUAACCGGUUACUAUAUUAACUUAACAAGUCGGUGAUCGUCUUAAAUGUUAGGGUGAAGCGAGUAAAUGAAAGUAUGAAAAUUUGGCAGCUAUUUUUAUAUAAUGUGUAAUCAAUCAAUUGGUCUGUGGUAUUCUUAUCUUAUCCUAAAUCUAAGCUUAUAUUUGACCCAUUAACUGACUAUAUCUUUCACUGUUCAUAAAGUACAGUAACUUAGCCACAAACCUAUUACUCAGUUAAGUAGACAUUGAGAUUAAUUGUUCAUCGUACUCCGUAUUUCAUCUAUACGUACGUUUUCAAGUUUGAAGAAUAUAGGAUAACAUGAGAUAUCCAUUUAGUUUAACUGAUGUACUUAUUCAACUUAGUAUUGUUUGUUUGAUGUACUUAUUGGAAUUUGAGAACCCAUGAGGAUAUUGAAUAGAGUAUCAAUCACUAGCGUAUGCAAUAACCUUGUUAUGUGAUUCAGUGUUAGUGGGUAUAGGAAUCUCCUGACUUUUCUCGAUGGGUAGUCCUAGCUCAAAGAAAAAGACUUAGUCAUUCUGAUAAUACGUUUAGUACAACAUGCUAAAUUGAAAAUAUUCAACCAUUUGUGUUACGUUUUUAAUAUUCCUUAAGCUUAAUAUACUUUAACUUUAUUAUUUAGUAUUUUAGCGGGAAUUCCACGUAUCAUUUACGCUUUUCCGUAAUUUCCGUCACAUCUGCCCUCCAUGUAUAUAUUUUAUCUUCAUUGACCAGUGACAACUCAACAAUCUAACUGAUCACUUAUUCCAGUAUCAUUAGGUAGUGGACCUAGGCAAGAUACUGAAAACGAGUUUUUGUCCAGAGAGGUGAUUGUCGUUCCAGUUGAGAUAAUAGAAAUAUACCCAAAGGAAAAAUAGGGAAAUCUGAAUGAUGUGAAUAAUAUAGCUUUUCUUAAUAUGACGUACAGAGCAUGUCCCUCGCGCAGUCAAAGUACAGAGUACUUUUGCAAGAUAAACAACGCCCUUUGUAUCUGCUUUUUGACUUGAUAGUUACACUUCAGAAUAGUUGAGAUAUCUAUGUGAUUGCUUGCUCUAUAGGUAGCGAGGAACAUAUAGUUAUUAUAUGUUAGCAGUGACGUUGCACAUUAAUUUUCUAGUUUUUCACCACAACAUGAUUUAGUUGUCGUAGAAAAUCAGCACAUAUAUACUAAUGUUCGACACCAUUUAGUGUUUCACCAUCAGUCUGUAAUUAAUAACGGAGACAAUGGGGAGAAAACUUAUGGUCCUGUCAAUUAUCCCUGGUGUUUUAUUUGUGUGUGUUCAAUAACCGCUCUUUUUCUAAUCGUAUCUUGUUCAUUAGGUCAUUACGGAAUGUCAUCGACCCGUGCUCUCGUCUUGAAAAUGUAUCUGAGAAUGCUAAUUGUGUCAGCGAUAGAACAUCUGGUUUAGGUUCUUCAGACUCUAAUUCAGCUUGUGUUGUUUGUCGUUGCGGAGAGCCUGCAAAAUUACUUGUUGUCAAUAAACAGUCGUCUAACAAAGGUCGUCAUUUUUACGCAUGUCCAAACAGUCGUCCUAAUGUCGAUGGUGGUCCAGCAUCUGGAUGUAAUUUUUUUCAGUGGGCAGAUCACAUUGAUCCAGCAUCAGGACAGUCGGAUUCAUCCUCAUAUGGGCUUUCAAACAGACGAUAUGCAUCUGGAUCAAGUAUUGAACAAGGACUUAGUUAUCAUAGAACAGCAGCGAAUGCUGAAACAAAUAUCUCUGUCGGUCAUGUCCCAUCAUGGCCUCCUCCAGCUUCGAAUAACUCAAGAGGUGCAAUUUCUAGGAAUAAAAAUCGUGACUUUAAAGACCGUAGUUUAUCUGCGUCAUCCAGUGUAACUAGAUGUUGUGGGUUGUGCCGACAGCCUGGUCAUACACGUAACCGUUGCCCUCAUUCAACAACAUGAAUCUUUACAAAAAAAUGAAUAUUUAUUCCCUGAUUUCAUUUAUAACACUGUACAUACAUACAUUCUCCAAUUUUAUUGAUGAUAAGAAUUAAAUAACUAAUUGAUUUCAUAUUGAUAUAAACGGAAUUAUUUGUUAAUUAACCUCAGUUUCGUUCAUUAAUUAGCAAAAUAUUUUCUAGACUUUCUCUCAGUCUUUUGUAAAUAAAAUCUAAUUGAUGCGCUUUUGUUUGUUUUCUUCAUAUGACAUUUUAAACAAGUUCCAACCUUCAACAUUAUUCAAAUCAGUUUUAGAAGGAAACAAACAGUAAUGUAUCAAAUUCAUUAAAUUUAGGAAUAUCAUUUCUACAUUGGAUGCAGUAUGUAUGAAGUAUUGAUAAUCUCGUAUUAAAAGUAACAUAAUGCUCCAGUGAAACAAGAUUUACACUUUAGAGUUACAAUUACCUAUUUUUUUAUUUCAUAAUGUCUAGACAUUUAUUGUAACCAAAGUGUUUGAGGUGACCGAACUGAUAGUUAUGUUACAGGACUGCCUCCGAAUUCAAUACAAACACUUCAGAAGAUGGGCUCACUGAUCAUUCUACUCAACGGACAUAUACUAGGAAACCAAUGUUUUCAUUUAAUUAUAAAAUAGUCAGCGUCGAUGACAUGAUUACUAGUGAUUUUAUAGUUGAA
Messenger RNA from Schistosoma rodhaini, 6093 nucleotides. Lineage: Eukaryota; Metazoa; Platyhelminthes; Trematoda; Strigeidida; Schistosomatidae. The record is from the annotation of a GenBank genome assembly.